UUCGAGCCAAAAGCUGAUUAUGCUUUUAUGCUUUUUUAGGAGCAAGAUCAUUUCCUUUUCCUACUGAAUCUUGUAAGCUGAUGUUAUAUUAGUUUUACGGUACACGGAAUUUACUUCAUUUAAUUUCUCAAUUGUUUUAGUUAACCAGAUUAUGACUUGAGUUGUUAGUUCUUUUUGGACUGCUUGACUACUCUAUGGAUUACGGAACAUCAACGGCUUAAGGACCCCUUUUGAUUAUGGCUGCUGAUUCGACUGGUACGAUAGGUGAAACCCCCGGACCUUCAACUUCAAUGGAAAACACUCCACCAACUUACGAUGAAGUCUUUCCUGCUCUCCCUGAGAGCUUUCCUUUAUCUUCCUCCGACAACAUUGAGAUGAAUGGUGACUCGAUUGCCUCCGUUCAUCCUUUGAAACCCAAGCCAAUUCCCACUGUGACUAAAUUAAAACCAAGCCAAGUUACUCAGAUUUAUGUUGUCUCUCCUGAUGAGCGGCGUUUCAAAGAUAACAAUGUUUUCAGAGAAAGAGACCAACAUAAAAUUUGUAUCGAAAUUAUGCAAGAAACUAGUACACGAAUUGAAAUGAGUAAUUCUAAGGAUGGCAAAUUGACUUUUCUAAUCUCUGGACGAGAGGAUGCUGUUGCCCUGGCUAAGAAAAAAAUUGCUGAAGCAUUGCAGUCUAGAGGGGAGAAGUCAGUUCACAUUCCUAAAGAGCAUCAUAAAUUCGUUUUGGGUAAAAAUGGAUUGAAGCUCAAGGAUUUAGAAGAAAGGACUAACACCAGGAUCACUGUUCCUCGCCAAGACGAUUCAUCCGAAGCAAUCAAAAUUAUAGGAACUAAGGAUGGUAUUGAUCGGGCGAUGCAUGAAAUACUUUCUGUUUCCCACGAGGCUGCUAGUAAAGCCAGCGAAAAGAUUCAAAUCCCGAAAUAUUUGCAUCCUUUCAUCCGAGGAGCUUUUGAUGAGACGAUUAACCUAAUCAUCUCGGAAACUGGUGCUCGAAUAGCUAUCCCACCUCAAGAAGUAAAUGAUGAUACUAUCAAUAUCAUGGGUGAUCUCCCUUCUAUUGCUGCUGCUAAGGCCAAGAUUUUGAAAGUUUAUGAUGAAAAGAAGGCUAAGUGUACAUCAGUACCUAUGCAGGUUAAAAAGGCCCAGCACAAGUACAUUAUUGGACGUGGAGGACAGACGCAAAGAGAAAUAUUCAAACAAACCGGUGUUUACGUGGACAUACCACGUCAAGAUGAUGAUACUGAUACAGUCACUCUUUGGGGAGAACCUGAAAAGAUUGGACCUGCAUUGAGUGUUCUUUGGGAAAAAGCUCAUAGUGAGGUGGAGGAUGUUAUUGAAACCGAGCCUUGGGUUCAUCGUUAUAUUUUGGGUACUAAAGGGACAAACUUCCAAGAAAUGAAUGCAAACUUCCCCAAUGUUAGGGUCACCUUUGAAAACAAUGGUGUUGUCAGGAUGAGAGGUCCUCGAAACGACUUGCCUACUGCAAAGAAAAUUUUGGAGGAAGCCAUUGCGGCUAUCAGAAGUCGUAUAUCUGUGAUUAAACUCCAAAUUGAUCCUAAAUAUCAUCGAUUCAUUAUUGGUCAAAAAGGUAAACAAAUCACUCAAAUUCGGGAAGAAAGUAAAGCCCAAGUGCAUAUUCCCGAUGAAUCGGAUCAUAGUGCCUCAAGCGAUGUCAUUCGGAUUGAAGGGUCUGCUGAGGCAGUUAAAAAAGCCCAGGAAAUGUUGACAGCAAUAAUCGACAAACAAAAAGAAAGAGAAAAUGAAGUAACUAAGGAAAUUUCAAUUGAACAACGUCUUCACCGACAUUUUAUUGGCUCUAAAGGUGAAGAAAUUAGAAGGAUCAGGGAUAUGUUCAACCAAGUUGCCAUUAACUUUCCUGAUCCUACCUCCAAAAGUGACAAAGUUAUCAUUCGAGGCUCUAAGAAUGAUGUCGAAAAGUGCUACAAGUUUUUAGCUCAAGAAACACAAAAUUUAUUAGCUAACAAUUAUCGAUUAGAAGUGCCUAUUUCCAACCAAUUUUUCAAAUUGUUUACUCUAAAGGAAAAAGUCAAGAUACAGCAGAUGAGCAAAGAUACCAAUACUCGAAUAGAUCUGCCGAAUAAUCAGUCGGAUGCUAAACAAGAAAUCAAACAAUCUAACCUUCCUCCUAUCAUUAUUUCUGGCAAAAAAGAUGAUGUUGAAAAAGCCAAAGAAAUUAUUUUGAAACUCCAAAAAGAAUUAGGAAAUCACGUUCAGAUUGAUAUCAUUAUACCAGCUAAGUUCCACAAUUCGCUCAUCGGCAAAAAGGGUAGCCUUAUCAGAUCAAUCAGUGAGGAUUGUGGUGGAGUCACCAUUAACUUUCCUCCAGAAAACUCUGGCAGUGAUAAAGUGUCGAUCAUUGGUCCUAAAGAAAUGGUGCACAAAGCAAAACAACAAUUGCUUGAAUUAAAGAACGAGAAGGUCGAGAACAGUUUCGAGGUUGAGAUCAAAGCUAAACCAGAAUUACACAGGUUCUUAAUUGGUAAAAAGGGUACCAACAUUAAUAAACUUAGAACCAAAACCGGUGUUAGAAUUAUGAUCCCAGCUGAUGGAGAUGAAGAUCAGGAUGGAACAAUUACAAUCGUUGGUAAAAAAGACGCUGUUUUGAAAGCAAAGACUGAAUUGGAAGAAAUGAUUCAUGAUUUAGAACAAAUUGUCGAGGAUUCCGUGAAAAUUCCUGUUCAAUUUCAUUCUCAUUUCAAACGGUUGUCUGCUCAGCGACAGAUCAAAGAAGGCUUGGGAGAUUUACAGAUCAGCUUCCCUAGGAGCAAUAAUUCUGAUCAGGUAAGCCUCAGAGGUUCAAAAGACUGUGUUGAAAUGGCAAAGAGUCGUAUAAUCGAAAUGGUCGGUGAUUUGGAAGCUCAAGUAACUAUGGAAGUAGUUAUUCCCCAAGUCUACCAUCGAAUUAUUAUGGGUAAACAAGGAAGAAAUGUUCAAAGUAUUCAAAGUGAGCAUAAAGUUGAAAUUCAGUUCCCUAAACGUGAAACCGGUGAUGCUAAGGAAAAUGCUGUUGUCAAUGGAAAUGCUGAGGGUGAAACGGCAAUUCAUGAGGAAUCAUUUGAUCAUCAGAAUGAUGUAUCUCAAGGAAAGCCUAAAGAAUCCGACAUAAUCAUUUUGAAAGGUCGCAAGGAGAACUGUGAAUCAGCUAAACUUGCUCUUCUCGAAUCUAUUCCAGUUACUAAAGAAGUCGAAGUGCCUUUUAGUUUACAUAAGUUUAUUAUUGGUCAAAAAGGGGCUAAUAUCAGGGAGUUGAAAGAAAAAUUUGAUGUUGACAUUUCUGUUCCUCCUUCAGAAAUGCAAAAAGAUUCUAUUCAGGUCAAGGGAACUCGGUCUAACGUUGAGGGGGCCAUUGAAGCAAUAAACGAGAAAGUACAAAAGUUGAAGGAAGAACAACAAGAACGGGAUGCUAAGAACUUUAAAUUAGAGAUUCAAGUUGACUCCUCUUAUCAUCCAAAAAUUAUUGGUAAAGGUGGUAAAGUUGUCUCUAAAAUUCGCAAACAAUUUGGAGUUCAAAUCCAGUUCCCGGAAAAGAAAGAUGAUGCCUCCGAUAUUAUCUCAAUCAUUGGUUACGAAAAGAAUGCUGAAACUGCUAGAGACGCAAUCCUCGAUAUCGUGAAAAAAUUAGAGAAUACUGUUUCUGAAGAAAUCGAAAUCGAUGCUAAGGUACAUCGACGAUUAAUAGGUGCCCGAGGUAGAAACAUAAAUAGCAUUAUGAAUACGUUUAAAGUGGAAGUCAAAUUCCCUAAAGAAAACAGUAGCAAUCCCAAUCUGGUCACUAUUUCGGGCGAACCUGAAAAUAUUGAAAGAGCAAAGGAUCAUUUACUCGAACUUCAAGAUGAAUAUCUUGAUGAUGUUGUUGAACAAUACAGACCUCCUUCGAAGAAAAUCGUUGAAGAGGAUUACAUUCCAAGAGGUGAGAGUCGAGGUUUUUACGUUAAAGGUGGACCUUGGGAACAGCAGCAGCAACAGCAGCAACAAAGCAUGCCAGAUACAACCAAUGCUGAAGAGUUUCCAUCAAUGCUGGGCAGUGGUGGUGGGUCAGAUGCAUCUGAAUCACCUAAAUCUCGUGGAUGGGGAUCGAUAUUCAAUUGUUAAAUCAAAUAAACAAAUUAUUGAAAUAAGAAAAUAAAUACCAUUUAUAGCCAAUAAUAAUAAUAAUAAUAAUUUAAUCGAAA
Molecule: messenger RNA, 4195 nt
Organism: Tetranychus urticae (two-spotted spider mite)
Lineage: Eukaryota; Metazoa; Arthropoda; Arachnida; Trombidiformes; Tetranychidae
Gene: Dp1
Product: satellite-binding protein 1 Dp1
Molecular function (GO): mRNA binding
Source: RefSeq, a predicted model, not a curated record